This is a messenger RNA of Salvia splendens (bonfire salvia), 1479 nucleotides long. Its product is annotated as cell surface glycoprotein 1-like. The coding region runs from base 1 to 1479 and encodes 492 amino acids. Lineage: Eukaryota; Viridiplantae; Streptophyta; Magnoliopsida; Lamiales; Lamiaceae. The record is from RefSeq and is a predicted model, not a curated record. The transcript is spliced from 5 exons.
AUGCCGCCGAUGUCCGCUCCCAUAUCAGCCAUUCCUGUCACCUUUUUUCCUCCGACCACCGUCCCAACUCCAUCAAUUCCUACACCCAGCGAACCUUCCCAACAAGAAACCGCACCUUCCGAAACACCAAAACAACCCCAAACCAAACCACUAGAUGUCAGCCCUCUUUCCGCUUAUCAAGAUCUAGGAACGGAAGAGGAGAUCGCUGAAGGGCAGAGGAUACCGGAGGAGAAGGAGAGCGAAAUGGAAAGGGAAUUCCAGUCGAUAUUAGAUGGAGUGACAGGGAGGAAGGAGAGUGCUGUCGAGAUGGCUGAGGGUCCAGACCUCGCAUCUAAGGCAGUAGGAGACAGCAACACACCGGAAUCAACAUGGAAACUAGAAGGAGAGUCUGCGCAGCCAGUACUAGUAGACACAGAACCCAAAGUUCCAGUUGUCCAGCAUGAGGCAGAGAAGCCUACCGUCAUCAAGUCGAAAGUCGUGAAGAGAAAGUUGGUAUUGAAGGAUAACCCAAAGGAUGAGAGGCAGAAACCGAAGCGUGUGUCGCAAAGGUGCCUGGGACGAGGGCUGACCAGGAAGGCAGGAGCCAACACUGCAAGUGAAACAGUUACAAUCUCCAGCGAUGAAGAAGGGGUAACUCCUACAAAACCUGAGGAGAAACCCAUGCCGGCUGCCGACCAGGAAGACACCCUCGAGAAGGCAGAAGUAGUACCACCUACCCCUACUAGUCAGAAAGUGGGAACUCCUACAAAACCUAGGGAGGACCCGAGCGACACACCGUUAGACAAGUCGGUGAUCAAUACCCAGGCGACCGAACCUACCGCCCAGGAGAAGCCUUCGGCGUCGACUGAGAAGAAGCCAGCUGAAGAGACUGAGGAAGAGAGAUAUCUACAAGAGAGGAAGAGGAAAGGGAAAGCCCAUUCGCGAAGAGAGGAGAUCAGCGAUGAAGAUUACACCUCAAAUGAUGAGCCUGACCCAGAGGACGACGUGUCCCUAGAAGAUGAAGAAUUUCGAGAGCAACCACUACCUAACGACCACAGUGAACUCGUUCAUCCUCCGGUGGAGAGAGUUGAAUAUGUGUCGUGGCAGAUUGACCUCGAUGACGACCUUAUGGAGGACACGAAGCACUACAACACCACCAAGCUUCAGGAUUCCUUCGAUGACAAAGAAGACAACAGCAAGCAGAUCAAAUGCGGCAAGAGCAGUCGCGGAGUUAACCGCGGAGAACAGGGAAGCGCGUGUAGAGUUGGCAAGGCUGACAGACGUGAUGGAGAAUAUUCUCGAGGAUUAGCAAGAAGAAGGAGGAAGAGUGAGUCCGGGACAAUUAGCCAAGAAACCAAAAGGGAUGUACCACAAGAACCGGCAGAAGAUGAUGAGGACCACCAGGAAUCUGAGGAUGAUGGAAGUGACGACCAGGAGACUGUACCAAAGGAAGCACCUGCACUAAACUCUGCACUUAGGAGAAGCCGGAGGAACAAAUGA